Molecule: messenger RNA, 1047 nt
Organism: Penicillium macrosclerotiorum
Lineage: Eukaryota; Fungi; Ascomycota; Eurotiomycetes; Eurotiales; Aspergillaceae
Exons: 5
Coding region: 1-1047 (348 amino acids)
Source: RefSeq, a predicted model, not a curated record
AUGGCGUCGAGUGAUGCUGAGCAGAGCACUCAACCAAGGCAGCGUAUCACGACAAUUGUGCUGGCUGCGCUGGCCAUUUUCUUUUUGAUUCUCCGACUGCUCGCCCGGAGAGUAAAGCAGAUUGAUUUGGGCGCCGAUGACUGGACUCUGAUUGCUGGCUUGGUCGGGGUUCUAGUUGUUGCAGGUGUCAACCUUGCGUGUGUCCAAUAUGGUAUGGGUAAACACACCGACACCAUACCCGAGAACAGAGCAAUUAUGUAUUAUAAGCUGCUCUAUGUUUUCGAGCCACUUUAUAUCACCACGGCCGGCAUCAUAAAAAUAUCGGUCCUCCUCAUGUACCGUCGGAUAUUUCCAGUCCGCUAUAUCAAAGUCGGCUGUUAUAUCCUUGGAGCGAUCACCAUUGCUUGGGUCAUUUCCAUUGAUCUCCUUGCAAUUUUCCAGUGCACUCCGAUUUCUAAAGCGUUCAAUCGGGCACUUCCAGGUCAUUGCAUCGACCUCAAAGGUGCGCUUAUUGGUAACGGUGCGCCAAAUUUUGUGACGGACAUAUUUAUUCUGGCCUUACCGGUCAGGCUCAUCUGGCGCCUACAAGCAAGCUUGUGGCAGCGCUUGUCGGUCAUAUGUGUGUUCUUGACUGGAAGCUUUGUCGUAUUUGCCAGUAUCUAUCGCUUCAGCCUCAUUUUCCAAUUCGAAAUUACCGACAUCGCCUGGACACUCGCUGAUGCACAAACUUGGUGCGUGGUCGAAAUUGCGGCUGGAAUUAUCUCGGCUUGUCUACCAACAACGACUCCUCUUGUCAGAAUUUGCACCAGUGGGCUUGUUUCUAAAGUUCGGACAUUAUCGAGAUCCAACCUCACGCGAGGCGAGGAUGAAACCGCGCGAACAAUUACCGUUAAAGACGAUGUCAUAAUCGAGACAGAUAAUGCACAUCGCGCCAUGAAUGCAAGUUAUGCAUUGUCGGAAAUGAGUCCUGGUACUCGAGGAAGUUUGCAUCUGAAGGGCAAAGGGUGGACGAUGAUAACCGCCGAUCACGAUAAAGAUUCAGCCUAA